AUGAGUCUCUCUGAUGCAAAGGAUGCCUCUUACAACCGCCUUUUCCAAUUAGAUGUUACUCGGGUUUUGGCGCUACUAUUCAACCUAAGCCAACUCUCCGUAGAAGGAUUGUAUAAAAAGUAUGGAGAACCGGAAUUCGAAGAAAUCAGACGUUUUGAUGGGCAGCCGCUUCCGCCAAAUAUCCCACCGCAGGCCGUUCUACCAAUCUGGCUUGGCGAAGCAAGUGAAAAACUCACACUACCAGAAGCUAAAAUCCUCUUAAGCGAUUUUGGUGAAGCCUUCCUCCCUAGCAAGCAACAGAGAUUUGAAUCCCACACCCCGCUUGUAGGCCGACCACCAGAAGCCCGUUUCGAACCGCAUAAGCCUCUCUCCUUCCCAUCUGACAUCUGGUCACUCGGAUGCUCUCUGUGGAGCAUCAUAGGUCAGAGCUCACUUUUUGACGGCAUACUUGUGACUGAAGAUAGCAUUACUUGUGAGCAACUUGAUGCACUUGGUAUGCUACCUCCAGAAUGGUGGUUAAAAUGGGAGGGCCGUCAUAGUAGAUUCACGGAAGAUGGCAAGCGGAUCAAUCUCGACGAUUACCGGUCGUGGGAGGACAGGUUCGAACAACAUAUGCAGGAGCCUCGACAAAAGAAAGGGAUGGCGCUCAUUGGAUCGGUCGAGAGGGAUGCUAUCUUUAAAAUGCUGAAGCCGAUGCUUAAUUUCAGGCCUGAGGACCGCUCUACCGCGAAACAGAUUCUCGAAUCUGAAUGGAUGGUUAAAUGGGCUUUGCCUGAAUACGAGAAGAUUCGAAAUAUAUGA
This is a messenger RNA of Penicillium verhagenii, 801 nucleotides long. RefSeq lists its product as uncharacterized. The coding region runs from base 1 to 801 and encodes 266 amino acids. Lineage: Eukaryota; Fungi; Ascomycota; Eurotiomycetes; Eurotiales; Aspergillaceae. The record is from RefSeq and is a predicted model, not a curated record. Gene Ontology annotation, molecular function: protein kinase activity; ATP binding. The transcript is spliced from 2 exons. Gene Ontology annotation, biological process: protein phosphorylation.